AUGCCUAAAGAUCGUCUAGAUAUAGACGAAUCUCACAAAUGGUUAUUGCACACUGCCGCCGAUAAAGGCUGUCUCGACGUGUGCAAAAUGUUGAUUGAGAACGGAUACGACCCCCGCUUGCGCAAUGAUCGAAUGGAGCUCCCACUUCACUUGGCUGCACAAUCAAAUAGCGCUGAUGUUGUGCAGUAUCUACUUGGACUCGCUCCUGACACCAUCGAUGAUGAGAGCAACCUCCCGAGCUUCACACCAUUUCUCACAGCCGUAAAUUACGAGGCACUCGAUACAGUAAAGGUGCUCGUUGAACAUGGUGCCAAUAUACUACUCAUCGACAGAGAGGGACGAACGCCCAUCAUGAGCGCUACACAGCAUAGUGCUGUUGAUAUGCUGUCGGUAAGUGUGUUGUGUUGAAU
Molecule: messenger RNA, 410 nt
Organism: Cylicostephanus goldi
Lineage: Eukaryota; Metazoa; Nematoda; Chromadorea; Rhabditida; Strongylidae
Source: the annotation of a GenBank genome assembly